CAGCGCACGCCUAGCUUCCCCGCCCGAUUACACGACAGCGCCAGAGCUUCAGCCUCAUUGCAGCUCCUCCCUCAUCGACGCGCUGCAUUGUUCAACCUGCCGCAGCCAUGGCGGACCUCUCAUCGAGUGGAGAAUUGAACCACCCCAUCCUCAACCUCACGCCCGAAGAAAAGCGCGCCUUCCAGUACCUCUUCCAGCAGGCCGACACGGAGAAGCUCGGCGUAGUAACAGGCGAGGUCGCCGUCAAGUUCUUCGAGCGGACAAAGCUGGCGCCGGCCGUGCUGGGCGAGAUAUGGCAGAUUGCAGAUACAGAGAACCGCGGUCUCUUGACCUCGUCAGGCUUCUGCCAGGUCCUGCGCCUGAUCGGACACUACCAGGCCGGAAAAGAUCCAUCGCCAGAGCUGGCCUUUAGGCCCGCACCGCUCCCCAAGUUCGAGGGCUUGACCAUCCCGGCUGGCCCUGCACCCGGCCCCAGCUCUUCGCAGCCGCCCGCCGCUGGUAUACAACCGCAGAUGAGCGGCGGCCCAAUCCGGGUCCCUCCGCUGUCUCCCGCGAAAGCCGCCGAAUAUGCGGGUCUCUUCGAGAAGUCAGGCGCCGUCAAUGGCCUUCUAUCAGGUGAGAACGCAAAACAGAUAUUCGAAAAGGCCAGGUUACCGAACGAAACUCUGGGUCGCAUAUGGAACCUGGCGGACACCGAACAGCGCGGAGCCCUCGGUGUGACAGAGUUCGUUAUCGCUAUGCAUCUGCUCGCCUCGAUUCGCACUGGUGCCAUGGAUAAAUUGCCCAACACUCUGCCAGCGGGACUGUAUGAAGCUGCUUCGCGAAGAGGACCUGUCCCACCGCCAGGACGACCGAACUUCGCUGCGCCUAUUCCUCGACAGUUCAGUGGACAGAGGAAUCAGAGUCCACUGGGGCGAUCCGCUUACAGCACGCCCCCGCAGUCAAGCCAGCCGACCGGAAGCGAUUGGCUGAUCUCGCCGCAGGAGAAAGCCUCCUAUGAUAACCUCUUCAGCAAGGUCGACACAACGGGCCGUGGAUACAUCACCGGAGAGCAGGCAGUACAUUUCUUCAGCGACUCAGGUCUGCCCGAGGAUAUUCUAGCUGGAAUAUGGGACCUAGCAGACAUCAACUCAGAGGGCCAGCUAUCCAAGGAUGAGUUCGCAGUGGCCAUGUACCUAAUCCGACAACAGCGAAAGCCUGACCGGACACCGCUUCCUGCGGCGCUACCUCUAAAUCUUAUUCCUCCUACCAUGCGCAACCAGGUUCGGCCACCACCGGUCGGUGCUCCAGAGCCAGCACCUCCCGCUCCAUUGCCAAAGUCAGCAGCAGAAGAUCUGUUCGGUUUAGACGCCUUCACCGCGCCCGCCCCUGCCCCUCCGCAGAUCCAGCAAUCGACGGGUGGUUCAGGUUCCUUCAGUAGGCCCUUCGACAAUGACCCGUUUGCAAGCAAGGCCGCCUCCCCGACUUCGCCGUCGCAGCCGUUCCAGCCAUCGCCGCGCAAUCCGGCAUCGACCUUCAAGCCUUUUAUGCCUACCUCGUCUUUCGGUCAAACUCUUACCUCUCACUCUACCGGAGCGUCUGGAACAUCCGCGUCACAAUCUCGAGCGCCUCCGUCUGCCAUGGAUGAUCUAUUAGGCGGCGAGAGCGAUCCCGAAAUCAAUAAGAAACUGACACAAGAAUCGACUGAGCUGGCGAACAUGUCGAAUCAGAUGACCACCCUUCGGAACCAGAUGCAGGAGGUGCAGAAUAAGAAGGUCACUACCGAGAGCGAUCUGAACAGUGUGAGCUCGCAGAAGCGUGAUCUUGAGGUUCGACUUUCGCAAUUCAAGUCCCAGUACGAGCAAGAGGUCAAGGCCGUAAAGGCAAUAGAAGAUCGCCUAGCAGCAUCGAGGACCGAGAUCCGCAAGCUCCAGCAGGACAUCGCUAUGCUAGAAGGGACACGUCAGGACCUUCAGGCCCAACAUCGCCAAGUGGCAAGCGCCCUGGAAGCCGAUCAGCGCGAAAACAACAACUUGAAAGAGCGCAUUCGACAAGCCAAUACAGAAAUCGCGCAACUGCGUCCUCAGCUUGACAAGAUGAGGUCUGACGCCCGACAACAGAAGGGCAUGGUGGCCAUCAACAAGAAGCAACUCGCUACCAACGAGGGCGAGCGGGAUAAGAUUAAGAACGAGAUGAACGAUCUGAGCAAAGCCGCAGAAGAAUUCCGUAACCCCCAAGGGCCAACUCCAAGUGUUGCUAGCCCAGCCACUUCCACCGCGAGCCACAACACCAAUCCGUUCUUCCGCAAGUCACCUCAACCCACCACUGACAAUACCAUGUCCCCAUCCGGGUUCGCUCGCGAUGGGCCCCAUAAAGAUUUUGACAGCGUCUUUGGAACUUUCGCUUCUCCCCAAUCUACCGUUCCUCCGACAUCUUUCCGAUCCGAGAGCCAGAACCAGAUUCCAACCUUCUCUGCUCCGUCGGGCCAUUCUGUUCGCUCAUCCGAGGGCCCAGAUGUGCCGACGCCAUCAACAUCCCCUCCCCUUUCUUCCUACCAAGAGAGCCCGCGGGGUGGAGAGCCCCCAGCUCCGCCGGAAUCGCGCCAGUUUGCUUCCGCUUUCUUACCGCUGAGGGAUAAUGUGCCCCGAUCAGACUCGUUUAGCUCAUCGGUCAAGGUGUCCGCACCAGCAAGCAGGUAUGGCGGUCCCGGCGGCCCUGGGAACGAGACACCCACGAUUUCCAAGGCCUCCCCGGCCAGUACCCCAGUUCCGGAGAAGCCCGCUGUUGAACGUACCGACACGCAGCGGACAGAGACCGACAACUUCCAGCCUUCUCUCUUCGACAGGAACACAACCGCGUCUCCAGUGGCAAGUACUACCAGUGAUACGAAGUCCAUUCCCAAGGCCGAAGAGCGGAAGGAUACCUUUCCAGGCUUUGGAGGCCCGUUGCCCAAUAAGGAUAUCCCCGGCGCUUUCCCUAGGGAUACCAGCUCCCCGCUUCAACAAAUGCCCACGGGAGGGAGUAGCUUGAGCGAACAAAGCAAGGCUAACAAUCGCGCGGAUGCCUUCGGUCCCGUCGGCAGCGACCAGCCCCGCCAAGGCGGAAAAGUUGACUUCGAUGCAGCAUUCGCUGGAUUCGGCACCGUGCGUCAAAAUUCGGAGUCCAGCGGAGCCAACGGGUCGUCAAAACUUGCGAGCAAAUUUAACAAAGAGUUUCCGCCGAUCGAGGAUCUCAGUCGCGACGAUGACAGCGACAGCACAAGCGAGCAAGGUUUUGCUGAUAACUUCACUUCGGCAUCACCCCAUCAGAAUCGAUCAAGCACUAGACAGACUCAGCGUCCACAGCCCAGCACAACAACGAUUGGAGGCGAUGCUUCGCAUGAUGAUCUUUAUGCACCUCCGCCCCCAACCACACGGCUCGACUCCAGCACGAGCGGUUUGCCCUCGCCUGGCGCACAGAAAUCCCCUCCAACAUAUGAUGCUACUGUCGGCCAAAAUAGGAGCGGCUCAAACCAGUUCCCGCACGAAUUUGGAGGGCUCCUCCCAGCCCGCACUGAUCCCACUUCGCCACCUACCUCUCAGUCACCGGAGAAGUCAUUCAACGCUAGCUCAGGUGGUCAAGGCGCUGCACUAUUCGGCGGCUCUGCUUCCGCAAAAUCAGCGACCACAUCGCCGCCUCCGACUGAUACGCCUUCGUCUACCGUUCCAUCCGAUGCGUACCAUUCGGCAGUGUCCCAACCUGCCGGUGAUGCCAAAAGCCAGCCGGGAAAGUCCACUUUCAAUGACGACUUCGACGCCGGGUUCGAUGACCUGACGGAGGCGAAGGAGGCCGAUGAUAAGGCGGAUGAUGAUCUUUUCUCUUCCCAACAUCGUGAGGGUUUUGACGAGUUCAACCCAGUCUUUGAUUCUCCUGCUGCAUCUAAAUCAAACACGAUGGCUUCCCAACAGACACCCACUGGCAAACCACAUGGCGACGACAGUUUCGGCGACUUCGAGCACUUGACUCAGAGCUUUGGACAGCCAAAGGGACCCCAACCGGCUGCCCCAUCCCAGGACUGGGACGCCAUCUUCUCAAGCAUGGACUCUUCACAAGACAAAACCUCGCAGCAGACGCCCGGUGAUCUUGGCAAGUCUGUGUUUGAUACGCUUGACAGAGAAGAGGCUGCUGCUUCUUCCGCAAAGUCCCCUACGAUGCCCCAGCUCGGUCGCGCCCUCAGCGCGGGAACGGAGCACGAUGAUCCGAUCUUGAAGAAGCUGACUGGUAUGGGCUAUCCACGGACGGACGCUUUGACUGCCUUGGAGAAAUUUGACUACGACAUCAACAAGGUGGGGAACGAGCCCUGCCACGACUCUUUCGCACCACUAACGUCCAAAUAGGCGGCCGACUACCUGACAUCGAACCACUAGGUGGAACUCCCUUGACGUGUUAAAUUGAAACUGCACCCUAGCCGAUACGGAUACAAACGGCCCUUCAAUGUGCGCAAA
Messenger RNA from Trematosphaeria pertusa, 4463 nucleotides. RefSeq lists its product as uncharacterized. Lineage: Eukaryota; Fungi; Ascomycota; Dothideomycetes; Pleosporales; Trematosphaeriaceae. The transcript has 4 exons. The coding region runs from base 108 to 4355 and encodes 1415 amino acids. Gene Ontology annotation, molecular function: calcium ion binding; protein binding. The record is from RefSeq and is a predicted model, not a curated record. Gene Ontology annotation, biological process: endosomal transport; endocytosis. Gene Ontology annotation, cellular component: cytoplasm; plasma membrane.